AUGAGAAGGAGCAGGAGAGGAAUACAGGUAGAGAGCGCCUUGGGAGUUGAAAGGUGUGCAUUCAAGGAAGCUAAAUACAUAGUAUUUUUCUGUGUUUUUUGCUACAAGUUUGGGGUGGUUAGUCGCCCAACACAUAUUAUUAGGGCAGUACACAAAACAUUAUUUAACAUGCAUUUUCUGAGAAUGCUUGCUUAUGCAAUCAUCUGUACUCCCACAGCUUGCGCCAAUGAGAAUAAUAAUAUCAAGAUGGCAGGAUUAUCAAUAAAAGACGGGGACCAACACUGGGACGAAAACGCUGCAAAGUACUUGCAAGAUUUAAUUUCAAAGCAUGGAGCUAAAGUUGAGCAAGAAAGAGAAUUAUUUAGGCAAGAAUGCGUCAACUCGCAAAUAGUCAAAGAGUCAGAGCGUGAUGAAUCCAGAUUAUGGCACGUAGGAGAAGCAGCUGUGGAAAAGUUCGACGAAACGAUUUCUGCAGUAGUGAUGGGGAAGCUUAGAGAAAUUUGGCCAAAAUCAAUCUCUAUGCGUAAUUGGCAUCUAAGUGACGUAGGAUUGUUUAUUUUGUCAAUAGGUGAUACAGAUAUUUUUGAUGAUCUAUAG
Messenger RNA from Torulaspora delbrueckii, 597 nucleotides. RefSeq lists its product as uncharacterized. The coding region runs from base 1 to 597 and encodes 198 amino acids. The transcript has a single exon. NCBI's taxonomy places the organism in Eukaryota, Fungi, Ascomycota, Saccharomycetes, Saccharomycetales, Saccharomycetaceae. The record is from RefSeq and is a predicted model, not a curated record.